AUGGCGACGUUUUCUCCAUCCCCUGCUCCGCGCCCCGCCGCACAGCGAACUUCAAUCUCUCAUGCGCUGUCUCCACCCAGACAACCUGUCAGACGCACGCGGACGGGCGGGAGCAAGCCCGCAUCGCGUUUCGCCACACCAGCCCGACAGGAAAGACAGUCUUCGGUUGACGGCUCUCUCACCUCUGGAAUGGACGUGGACGACACUUUAGAUACAUAUGAGCGACCUCUCAAAGCAGAGACUUUGUUCGCGAAGUCGGAAGAGUUGACCGCCACCUUUUACGCCAGUCUGCCCGUGGAGGUUAAGCAUGUAUUGAAAAACACAGACUUCUACCGGAACGCAUAUUCUGGCGACAUCGAUACGGAGACUGGCUUUGCCCUCGUCGCGUCAGUAGAGACAUGUUUCGUCUGGAAAUAUGCCCAAGCCCUCAGUGGAACGCCGACGUGCUAUAUCUUCGUGUGUCCUCGGGAUGAUUACUCCCCUCCCAUGACCACUGUAUUCCAUGCCCUUGUGCCAUAUGGCGCGUCGAGAGAGCCUGGUCUUAUUCUCGUUUCGUAUUUUGGCGGGGUCCGAUUCUGGGACAGCAUAGGCAUGGGACUCACCGGAGGAGAGACUUACUCAUGGUCCGCGCUUGAUCUCCAAGAGGACGAGUGCGUUACCACGUUGACGCGGUCAGACCCGCAGACAUAUAUUAUCUCUACAUCCGCAGGUCGACUAUAUCUUCUCAUGCUCACGAAGACUGGUGGGAAGUACCACCUUACGAAUCGUGUCUUCAGUCGCCAGCAGUCUGCCCUCUCCUUCUCCCGUCUCUGGCCCAACUUUUUGACACCACCCAGCAUAUUCCCCGAUGCAGGCAAUAUCAACUCCAUCGCACUGGGAAUCAGCAACAAAACAGAGUCAGCCCGAGACGUAUGGGCAGUCAUUGAAACACGGGUUCAGAAAUGGAGGAUGCAUAUUGAAGGCUGGGAAGAACUCCUACUGGACGAUGACCUGGGAGAUGCCAUUCGCACGGCUAUCCGUGAAGCUUUCGUAUCUGCGUCUCAACCCGACAUGGACCUCGAUCUCGAACUGUUGGAUCUGAAACUUGAGAGCCCGAGUAACCUUGUAAUCCUUGUGUCUUACGCUGCGCAAGAGGACGACGAGAUGGAGACCCUCACUCACCCUCGUCGUAUAUACGCAAUUAUCCAUGUCCGGUACGGUGGAAAGUCCUUCCAAGUAGAGAAAGCGCAGGCAGUGCCUUAUCAAAGUACCGCCCGCUCUGGUGCCCCAAUGCAUCCUCGAUUGCAACUUAUGCUGGGCGGUCAAUUGGUUGCUAUCCAAUUUGGAGAUGCUGUCACUAUCUGUGCGAGAGACAACGACUACAUGGACCGUCUUGCACUCAAGUCUAAGCGAGACAGAACAUUGGGCGUCGGCGUUGUGGAAGGCAACACCGAGCUGUUGAUACUGACGGCCGGGACGACGAUGAAGGCGUACAUAGAUAUGGACCAGGUUGCCAGGUUCGAUGCGGAAACUGGCCGCGCUAAUCUGAUCAAGUGGACUAUGACACAGGCCAUCCUGUACGGUUCUUAUCCAGAGAACCCCUUGGAAUUCAGUUUCCCUCCUGAGAUCGACGAAGAGGCCCUCAUGUCAGGCGCUGAGCAACUCAGCCAGGCAAUCAUCCAGUCUGAUUCCGACGUAGUCCGGCCGAACCACGAUUUGCAGGCCCAGAUAGCAGGCCGGAAAGAGCGGCUCAGUUGGCUCAUUAAAUUUAUUAACGAUAAUGUAGCCUUACCAAAGAUGUCUCAACAUAGUCGGCAACGCCUUGCGACCGAUGCUGAGAAACUGUAUGCGGCUGAUCAGCUCUGGCUACAACACAGCGAAUUUCUUGGGGUAGCUCGUAGGAACAACGUUCUGUCCGAAGCAAUCUACCGGUAUAUGAAUGCGGUAGGAGAAAGUCACCACGAGGACUGUGUGAGAGCAUUUUUCAGGCUGAAGGUCGAAGAUAUCGGGAGUGUCUUCCCUCAUCUACUCCAAAUCGUGCGGAAUGCUGCCCAGGGGGGCCGUUCGCUAGCGGUGGAGUUGGAACAAGCUAAUCGGAUUAUAUUGACGGUGCUGCAGUCCGCCAUUAACUACCGAGAGUUCAACAUGGGAGUGUAUGGCGUUGAGCGUCCACUGAUCGACCUCUGGUCGAGCAAGCCGGCCUUGAUCGAUAUCAUAUCCGAACUGUUCGACACCACCGCAAGGCUGGUUGAGUCUCCUUCCCCAGACUCAGCAGCAGCCCAAGCUAAGAGUGGACCGAGAGGGCAACUCCCUCAACUGGCGACAUCGCUGUUCGCGUCUAUCCAAGAAAGAUUGGAGUGGCUUGAGAGUCCUCUUGCAGUGGAAGGUGGCUCAGCGCGAGAGUUGACAAAUCUCGAUAGCACGUUCCGACAGCUACGCCCUGAAGUUCUGGAGACCCUCCGGAGAAAUGGCUUCGCGGACCACGCCUUCAGACUGGCCGAAGACUAUCGUGACUUCCGCAGUCUGGCAUCUUUAUGCCACAAAGAGACAGUAUAUCCUCCUCAGGACAACCCCAAUGUUGCCCGGAUACAGUCAUAUAUAGGCAAGUUCAAGGAGGACUUCACAAAUGAGCUGUACCAGUGGUACAUUGAACAUGGGGAGCUCAGAACUAUGUUCGCACAGGACCAUGACGAAUACUUGGACACUUUCUUCGAGGAACACAAAUACCCUGGCAUCUCCUGGAUUCAUGAUAUUGGCAAAGGAAGAUAUGAUGCUGCUUCCGAGUCUCUUCUUUCUGAAGCAGGACACUCUAGCGACUUGAUGUCAAAACAUCUCAUGCUCAGUAUCGGGAAGCUGUCGCAUCUAGCUCAAUCCCAAGCCGAUGCUACGCCUGUUGAUCAGAGCCUCUUAGAUGCAUUCCAUGUCGGACUUGAUUUCGUCGAUGUACACGAAACACUGGUUGAUGAUCUCAAGUCGGCCCUUGCAACCGUCCGCAAUAGGCAAUCACUCGAGAUGCAAGUGGAGACAAUCACGAACGUGAAGGCGUCACAACUUGACGAGCGCAGAUCACUGCAGAAUGUCUUCAAGCAAUUUGUUCGACAACUACUCCAGGGGAAAGCGUUGUCGCCAGAAGAUAUUGCAGAUUUGCUGAGCUUGAAGGAUAACUUAUAUAGUGUAGAAGAUUAUGCUACAGCACUUCAGUUGCUGUCUCGCGCCAAGGGCAUGCCCGAGGCUCGGAGGUUUGCAGCGUUCAAGAGUGUCUGGCGGAGGAUCUAUAUUCACGACGACUGGGAUGCGAUUCGACAAACCUCAAACGUAACAGAUGCCGAACUGAACCAACGACUCAGGAACACUGCACUAUACGUGGCUCUUCGAUCGACUCUGCGGAAACGACAUCCACCUCACGGGUACAUACUGCUGCCCCUCGAAGUUGUGGAAAUUCCAGAUCGAACUGAAAUCAGUCUCCGCUGGCCUGGCAUGUCGCCUGACGAGGUGGAGGGUGUUGAGAGAGACUACAGAUGGGAAAGCGACUGCUUGAUCAGGUUGGAGUUGGACGGUAUGUCCGACGGCAUGCGAACGCUCGUUGCGGAGGAGCUGGGCGAAUGA
Messenger RNA from Sparassis crispa, 3585 nucleotides. RefSeq lists its product as hypothetical. The record is from RefSeq and is a predicted model, not a curated record. The transcript has 21 exons. NCBI's taxonomy places the organism in Eukaryota, Fungi, Basidiomycota, Agaricomycetes, Polyporales, Sparassidaceae. Gene Ontology annotation, molecular function: protein binding; structural constituent of nuclear pore. Gene Ontology annotation, cellular component: nuclear pore outer ring. The coding region runs from base 1 to 3585 and encodes 1194 amino acids. Gene Ontology annotation, biological process: protein import into nucleus; poly(A)+ mRNA export from nucleus; transcription-dependent tethering of RNA polymerase II gene DNA at nuclear periphery.